Molecule: messenger RNA, 674 nt
Organism: Vigna umbellata (rice bean)
Lineage: Eukaryota; Viridiplantae; Streptophyta; Magnoliopsida; Fabales; Fabaceae
Source: RefSeq, a predicted model, not a curated record
AGCAGAGUUUCUUGAGAACUUCUUAUAAAAACCCUAAAAACCCAAUUCUGAGAGUUUUAGGGUUACGCCGCAGUAUAGCUGUUUGUGUCGUGUGUCAGCUGCAGCUUGGAACGAAGAUGGUUAAGGGACGCCAAGGAGAGCGCGUCAGACUCUAUGUGAGGGGUACAAUCCUUGGAUACAAAAGGUCCAAGUCAAACCAGUAUCCCAACACAUCCCUGAUCCAAAUUGAGGGAGUGAACACCAAAGAAGAAGUAGGAUGGUAUGCUGGCAAGAGAAUGGCCUAUAUUUACAAGGCUAAGGUGAAGAAUAAUGGAAGCCACUACCGUUGCAUUUGGGGUAAGGUUACAAGGCCUCAUGGUAACAGUGGUGUUGUUCGUGCUAAAUUCAAGUCAAACCUUCCUCCCAGAUCAAUGGGAGCACGGGUUAGAGUGUUCAUGUACCCAAGUAACAUCUGAGGUAAUUAGAUACAGGUGAGAAGUUCCUCAGUAGAAUUCACAGCUUAUUUGUAGGCACAAGGAUUUUUGUUUCAUCUUUCGAUAAUUUUGUUAUCUAUCAACUUCUGAGAAUUUUCUUUACGGUUUAGAUUUCAUGGGACCGAAUGGUUUUGCCCAUUGUCUUGGCUACUGUCUAUGAAGAUUAUAUAUUCGUUGCUAUGAAGUGUGUGGAUUUAGUUA